CGCCUCUGCCUUCUGUGUGUUCCUAUAGCCGGAGACAUGACCUGACACCCUGAUGAGCGCUUUCAGGGCCCUGGGCUGACUAGCCAGUGCACCAUGGAACUUAAAGUAUGGGUGGAUGGAGUCCAGAGAAUUGUGUGUGGGGUCACCGAAGUCACAACGUGCCAGGAGGUCGUGAUAGCCUUGGCUCAAGCAAUAGGUCGAACUGGAAGGUAUACUCUCAUAGAGAAAUGGAGAGAUACCGAGAGACACCUGGCGCCUCACGAGAACCCCAUUAUAUCCCUGAACAAGUGGGGGCAGUACGCUAGCGAUGUCCAGCUCAUCCUGCGGCGCACCGGGCCGUCCCUCAGCGAGAGGCCCACUUCGGACAGCGUGGCUCGGGUUCCCGAGAGAACUUUGUACUGGCAGAGCUUGCCGCCCUUAGCCAAACUGAGGCCCCAGAUUGACAAGUCGAUAAAAAGGCGAGAACCCAAAAGGAAAUCGCUAACAUUCACAGGAGGUGCCAAAGGAUUAAUGGACAUUUUCGGAAAAGGCAAGGAAACGGAAUUUAAGCAAAGGGUGCUGAACAACUGCAAGACGAGUGCAGACGAGCUCAAGAAGUUGAUCUGCCUGCAGACAGAGAAGCUGCAGUCGAUCGAGAAGCAGCUGGAGUCCAACGACAUAGAAAUACGAUUCUGGGAGCAGAAAUACAGCUCCAGCCUCGAAGAGGAAAUUGUCCGCCUGGAGCAAAAGAUCAAAAGGAACGAUGUAGAAAUUGAGGAGGAGGAAUUUUGGGAAAAUGAAUUACAGAUUGAACAGGAAAACGAAAAACAGCUGAAGGAUCAGCUCCAAGAAAUACGACAGAAGAUCGCAGACUGUGAAAGCAAACUAAAGGACUACCUGGCUCAGAUCCAGACCAUGGAGAGUGGACUCGAGGCCGAGAAAUUGCAGCGGGAAGUGCAGGAAGCCCAGGUCAAUGAGGAAGAGGUCAAGGGGAAGAUCGGCAAGGUCAGGGGGGAGAUCGACAUGCAGGGGCAGCAGAGCCUGCGGCUGGAGAACGGCAUCAAGGCUGUGGAACGGUCCCUGGGACAGGCCACCAAGCGGCUGCAGGACAAAGAACAAGAACUGGAGCAGUUGACUAAAGAGCUGCGACAGGUCAACCUCCAGCAGUUUAUCCAGCAGACAGGGACAAAAGUGACCGUGUUGCCAGCUGAGCCCAUCGAAAUAGAGGCAUCCCACGCAGACAUCGACAGAGAGCCAACAUUCCAGUCUGGGUCCCUGAAGCGCCCUGGGUCCUCUCGGCAACUGCCCAGCAACCUGCGGAUUCUGCAGAGCCCUGUGUCGUCUGGCUUUAACCCUGAAGGCAUAUACGUCUAAGGACAGCUUCCUUGAGAUGAGAGACCAGCAGAGGUACCAAGGAUGGUCGGGUCCCUUCUGUGAUGUGUGCCAAUAAUGAACAGAGGACAUAAUUUCUUUUCUCUCUCUUAAACCGCAUACCACUUGGAGCCAAAUCCUGUGCACUGAUGUAAAGGACAGAGGCUGUGUCUUCACAUGCGCUGUUGCCCUCCAGCACAGCCGUCAAGCAAAGCCUUCAUUUUUAUGUGUAGCAUUUUGAGAGCCCUGGAGAAGUAUUAUUCUGUGUGUACACAUAAAUAAACUAUGACUUUUAAGAGUCAAGAGACACGGGUGACCGGCUUAGUUUAAUUUAUUCCAUUUCAUCAAUUAAGGUGUGAAUGUCCAUGUUGCAAUAUUUUGGUAUCUUGACUUUUAUCCCAUGACUUAAUUAAUGUUGAGUGUUUUGUGCUUCCAACUCUGUGUGCCCGUUGCCAGACUCCAGCCACACAUUGCUGGCUUAGGGCUGCCCACGUGUUGCGGGGUGCUCCGCCAGAAGAACCCCCUUGCCUCCGAGCCAGUGCCUCCUUAGGCAUAAUCAUCGGGAUCGCUUUUUUUUUUUUUAAAUGUGGAAUGUGACUUUUUCUCUGCAUCAGUUCCCAAAUAUGUGAGGGCUCAACAUCGCAUACCAGAAGUAUUUUUCCAUGAGGUCAACUGUAUGUGUAAAAAGGUUUGCAGUGUUUCAGAUACGGUAGAAGAAAAGGGAUGUUGUGGAGCUCGAAGCAAAGCUGGGCGUGGACUGUCCCAGUCAACAGGUGUUCUGUUCCUGCCCUGCCUUGUCGCCGUCUCGUGGGCCCUCGGAACCGACCCUCGCUUUGAAGAGAUGGACCUGUGAGGGCCAGGGCGGCGAGCCCCAGCUGAAGUCAGCGGACACCUCUCCGAAGAGCCCACUGUCUACCUGUGGACCACACGCGUAGCGUGGCUGGCUGUGACGUCUCCCCACGGACAGGGGGAAAGUAGAUUACAGUGAAGUACCCUUUACAAGGGAAGGGGAGCCAGGUUUAGCAGAUGUUUUCAUUUUUGUUGGACUUUUAACAGGACACCAAUCUCCCAUCUUCAAAUAUAUUGUUUUACUUAUGAAACCAAAAAUGAGUCGGCACGUUUCCUGUGAGCGGGUGGCGUCUUAACUCACUUCCACAAAUAAUGCUUAGACACGAGCUGUCACACAGCUCCCAGCCAUUUUCCCAUUCCCUCUGAGCAGAUUUGGUACAUGUACGAUUAAGACAUUACUCUGAAAGUUAAAGUCGUUUUUAAUUCUGGAGAAAAUACACUCUCUGCAUUCUUUCCACACAAUAAAGUAAAAGUGGGUUAAUAGAGUAAUGCCAUAGUAACAAUAAAAAGAUAUGUCUUAUGCAUGAAGGCGAUUUUGGAUGUUUUCAUAUAGUUGACUUAUUUUUGGUUUAAUGAAUGCUGAGAAUGCUGCUUUAUUUAGGUUUCCUAUGAAAAAUUUUGAGAAUGGCUGUUAAAAUAUAUAUAUAGAAGCUUCUAGAGAAUUCAAACAAUGCAGUAUUGCCUUUUCUUGUCCAGCUAAAUAGUGGACCUCAAAUGAAUAUAUUGUUUUCUCUGGGUUCUUGGAGUUACGGAAUUUAUCUUGCCAUUAUACUGCUUCACAAAUAACUUGGGAAAUAAAUGAUUCUUAUCUAAGUAACCA
Ochotona curzoniae (black-lipped pika) is the source of this 3019-nucleotide messenger RNA. RefSeq names its product Ras association domain family member 8 (gene RASSF8). Gene Ontology annotation, biological process: signal transduction. NCBI's taxonomy places the organism in Eukaryota, Metazoa, Chordata, Mammalia, Lagomorpha, Ochotonidae. The coding region runs from base 94 to 1353 and encodes 419 amino acids. The transcript has 4 exons. The record is from RefSeq and is a predicted model, not a curated record.